AUGAGUGGUAAAAGUGAUCGAACUUUUAAUAAGGCUAAUGUUAAUAGUAGCGGGAAAUUUUAUAUGGGCGACUCAAAUGGUACAAAAUCGGAGGAUGAUGCACUAACUCAAAUGAGCUAUAAUUUAUUUAUCGGUGAGGUUUCUUCGGACGAAUCUGAUGACAUCGCUGUUUUAGAAGAUAGUAAUGAUUUGCGAUCAUUGCCUUUUAGCCGAAAACUGUCAUGUCAAAAGAAAAUACAAGAAUUAUAUAGUAUGCUUCGUUCAACUGGUGGUAAGCGAAUUUUGAAGAAAAAUGAACUUGGUUAUGAUUUAUUGGAUGUUGAUAAGAUUGAUACACUGAGCGGAUUUCAUCAAAUUGUUCGUUUUACACAAGCUUGUUAUAUCGAUCUAAUUGCAAAAGCCGUAUUAUUUUAUGAUAAAGGACUUAGUCUGAAAGAAGGAGCAAAAAUGAUGAAUACCACAUUUUUUAAUUUUGUCACAUUUCUGCUAGAUUAUGUUUGGAUAGAAGGUAAUGCAAUCACGAAUUUCGACUUGUCAAAAAUUUUAAUGCAUUUUUCGAUUGAUCGUGCUCAUCUUUCUUUGCUUGCAAAACUUAUAAAUACAGAUAAUAAAGUAAAGCUAUCGGACAUCAUCAAAAUUACUCAGUGUGAACUGUUGGAAUUGAUGGUUAUGCUUACAGUAUUGUUAGCUACGAUGUUUGAUUGGCCUGUUGCUCAAAAAAUAAAUAAAUGUUGGAAGGAGAUAGCGAAAGCAGCCAUACCAUCCGAUGACGAAGAAUUUUCCAAUCCUGGGGAUUUUUUUGCCGCUCUUUAUGACAUUCAUUUGUCAUUGAAACGACAAAAAAUCACCAAAAAAUUUGAAGCCAAUAACUAUGAACCCCUAGAUACUGCAAAAGAAAUGAACAUAGUUUUUUUGUCUCAAGUACUUUGUCAGGGAUUACCAGAGAAAUCGUGCACUUCGAAUGCAGCGAUAUCAUCUACUGGAUCAAUGAAAAGGCUAGAAAAUCAUGAAAUUUUAGCGAACCAUUCAUUAAAAAGACCAGAUAUAUAUUUGGAUACUUCUAAAAAAGUUUGUCUAUCAUCAGAUAAAUUGCAAGAGAAGUUGAAGCAAUUAAUUGGCUUAAUUGAUAGCAAGAAAAAUUUUGCGGAAGAAAUAAGUGUAAUCGACUUUAAAGCAAGUAAUUCUUUAAUAGCUGCAUGUAACUUCGUCGAUGUUCCGUCAUCUCUCGAUAAAAUUCAUAUUGGUUCACGUUGUCUAGCUCGUCAGCUGAAUGCAGCAAAUUAUAUUGAUAGUAAAGUUUUAAGUCAAUGUGACAGUUGCCAUUAUGUGGUAAUGUUUUAUGAUGGUAAGGAAGAACAAGUAAAUUUAUCGCAAAUAGCAUUUAAAAUUGAAGGUCGCAUAAGGAAUUGGGAAGGCAUUCGUGUUUGUGCACUCUAUGAACCAAGGCUUCGUGAUGAAAAGUUUCCAAAGGCUUUUUAUUCUGGAACUGUCGGGAUUGGUCCAUAUAGUUGGUGCCCGAAUGAAAUGCUGAUAUUUUUUGACAAUGGAUGUGACGCAUUUGUCAACGAGCACACAGUUCAUAUUUUAGCGGAACAGAUGUAUACAGUUGAUGAAAGCGGACAAAAGGUUAUCGAUCGUUAUUCUAAUUGGAAGUUAGUGCCAAAAGCUCGUCAACUUUUUGUGAAACACUAUUUAAAUAUAUAUCCUGACUGGCAACUUGUCCCAAUGAAGCGUAGAGAAAAUACUCAACGUAUUAAUUUCCUACAAACAUAUCUUGAUCCAUUUUUUGGCCAUUGUCAUUGGCCAUUUGAAACUAAUUCUACUGUGAUCAAAUUUUAUUCUUACGACCUCAAUGGCCUACAUUGGUCGUUCAGCGACAUUCAUAUUUUAAGAGGAGGCAGGCCUUGGUCUGCGUUUGUUUUACGAACUGAAAGGCAAUUCGCUUUACUUCGAUUUCCACAGCGAGGAGUUCCCGGAGCCGAUUGUGUAUACGCAUCAUGUGUACGACACAAACAUAUCGAUGAAUGGAUUUAUCGAGGAUCUGAUCGGCUUGACUCUAUAAGACAAAACAUUGAGAAAUUAGAAAGAAUCUCAAAGCAAGCACAGCUGGGACUUCCUCCUUUAUCUCGCCGUGUAGGCAGGAGUAGCUUUAUCUUGGCUGAUUCAGAUAUGCCUUUGUACUCUAAAAGUCAGUCCACACCAGCUGAAUCGGUCAGUCAUGUUAAUGCAUUGAACCAGGUCUAUCACCAUCGACAAACAGCUAGAAAAAGUAUUGGUAUACCUCGAAAUGCAAUACCUAUGCAUGGUUCAAGUUUAUUCAUCAACCUCAAAUCUUUACAAGAACGCAGAGAAAGCACUUGCAUGAAAAAUUUGGAUAACCAACACAUUCCUGAUUGGUCGUACUUGCUGAAAAAAAGAAUGCCUCAUUCCAGUUGUUCAUCCAAGUGCUUGCAAAAUUUGGAAAAAGAUCCAUAUGGAAAGUCAUCUGUGGAGCAUUCUCCUUAUAUGAAACCACUUUUGUUAGGAUGGUCGCGUCAGGUUGUUCAUUUAACUGAGAAAAUUAAAUGUCGUUAUUCCAAUAAAUUUGAGAAUUCAGUUAUAGUUUAUCAAUCACCAUGUGGUAUUCGUAUAUAUAAUUUACAUGGUAUUGCAUCGUAUUUAAAGGCUACUGGUAGUAAUUUAACUGUUGAUCUUUUCACUUUCGAUAAAAAAGUUCGUCCCAAUAUUUAUUAUCGCUCGAAUGCUAUCCACAAAUUAAUGGAUGAUUUUACCAAUGGGGCUGAAGCAAUUCCUAUUGCAGUUUAUAAUGAAGUUGAUAAGGACCAUCCGCCAGAAACGUUCAAUUACGAAGCAAAAAGAUAUCCAUUCAAUGCACAUACUGAUGUAUCAACAAUAUCUUCUGAUUUUUGCAGUGGAUGUUCUUGCGAAGCAUUUAUAGAUGAUUGUUCCAAUCGUGAUUUUUGUCAGUGCCAAAUUCUAACAAAAACAGAAGCAGAACGCCUAGACAAAAGUCUUCAACCUAAUUUUGUAUAUGCAUUAUAUUGUCUAAAACUAUAUCGUCGUAUAGUAUUAAAGAGUGGCGAAGAAUCAUUUCUUUCUGGAAUUUAUGAAUGUAAUGAUAAAUGCAGCUGUAAUAAAAGUCGAUGUCUUAACAGAGUUGUCCAACAACCGAUAAAAAUUCCUAUGGAGCUAUUUAAAACGGUCAAAACUGGUUGGGGAAUUCGUUCUCUUGUCGAUAUUCCAGCCGGCGUUUUUUUAUGUACCUAUGCUGGCGCUAUUUUAACAGAUAACCAAGCUGAAGAACAAGGAAAAAAUUCAGGUGAUGAAUAUUUUGCGGAUAUUAAUCUUGUAGAAAAUGUUGAAAAUGAAAAAAGGAAUGCUGGUGUGGAUUUCAAUGAUGCUAAUGAUGGGUAUUAUUCAGAUGAAGAUUUUAAAGCAGAUGAAAAUUCCUCUUUUCUUGAAAUUAUUAUUGAUGGUAGCGAAGUGGAAGAAAAUUAUGAUAGUGGUCAAGAAUCUUCGGAUUUAUCCGACAAUAGCGAUUUCGAAACUAAAGAAGAAAAUAAAAAAUUUGAUCUGGCAGUCGAAAUCAAAAAAAAAAAUGAUGCUCAAGGUAAAUCAGAUUUGGAUUAUGCAAAAACUUCACUAAUAAUGACGGCACAAGAACAAAGCGAGAUCCCAUCUAGUACUUUGAAAGAAAAAUUAACGAUUGAUGAAGCACAUUUAUUAGGAAAUGGUAAUUUUAUUAAUGUAUAA
This is a messenger RNA of Dracunculus medinensis (Guinea worm), 3753 nucleotides long. The record is from the annotation of a GenBank genome assembly. NCBI's taxonomy places the organism in Eukaryota, Metazoa, Nematoda, Chromadorea, Rhabditida, Dracunculidae.